Lolium perenne is the source of this 2064-nucleotide messenger RNA. Its product is annotated as ammonium transporter 1 member 2. The record is from RefSeq and is a predicted model, not a curated record. Gene Ontology annotation, cellular component: plasma membrane. Gene Ontology annotation, biological process: ammonium homeostasis; ammonium transmembrane transport. Lineage: Eukaryota; Viridiplantae; Streptophyta; Magnoliopsida; Poales; Poaceae. Gene Ontology annotation, molecular function: ammonium channel activity.
UCCACCCUGUGCAGCUCCAUCUCGCGCCACACCUUGAUCUGCACUUGCCAUUGCACGGUUGCACCUCGUUUCAACGCGAAGGAAGCAAGGCGGCCGAAGAUGUCGACAUGCGCGGCAGACCUGGCGCCGCUGCUGGGGUCGGCGGCGAUCAACGCCACGGAGUACCUAUGCAACAGGUUCGCGGACACCACGACCGCGGUGGAUUCCACCUACCUGCUCUUCUCCGCCUACCUCGUCUUCGCCAUGCAGCUGGGGUUCGCCAUGCUCUGCGCGGGGUCCGUCCGGGCCAAGAACACCAUGAACAUCAUGCUCACCAACGUGCUCGACGCCGCCGCCGGCGCGCUCUUCUACUACCUCUUCGGCUUCGCCUUCGCCUUCGGGGCCCCCUCCAACGGCUUCAUCGGGAAGCACUUCUUCGGCCUGCGCGACGUCCCCGCGGUCGGCUUCGACUACAGCUUCUUCCUCUUCCAGUGGGCCUUCGCCAUCGCCGCCGCGGGGAUAACGUCCGGCUCCAUCGCGGAGCGCACGCAGUUCGUGGCCUACCUCAUCUACUCCGCCUUCCUCACCGGCUUCGUCUACCCGGUGGUCUCCCACUGGGUGUGGUCCGCUGACGGCUGGGCAUCGGCAUCCCGGACGUCGGGGCCGUUGCUCUUCAAGUCUGGCAUGAUCGACUUCGCCGGGUCCGGGGUUGUCCACAUGGUCGGCGGCGUGGCCGGGCUGUGGGGCGCGCUCAUCGAGGGCCCCCGCAUUGGGCGGUUCGACCACGCCGGACGCUCCGUGGCGCUGCGCGGGCACAGCGCGUCGCUCGUCGUCCUCGGCACGUUCCUGCUGUGGUUCGGCUGGUACGGGUUUAACCCCGGCUCCUUCCUCACCAUCCUCAAAUCCUACGGCCCCGCCGGCAGCAUCCACGGGCAAUGGUCAGCGGUGGGCCGCGCGGCCGUGACGACCACCCUCGCCGGCAGCACGGCGGCGCUCACGACGCUGUUCGGGAAGAGGCUCCAGACGGGGCACUGGAACGUGCUGGACGUCUGCAACGGCCUCCUCGGCGGGUUCGCGGCGAUCACCGCCGGGUGCGCCGUGGUGGAGCCGUGGGCGGCCAUCAUCUGCGGGUUCGUGUCGGCGUGGGUGCUCAUCGGGCUCAACGCGGUCGCCGCGCGGUUCAAGUUCGACGACCCGCUGGAGGCGGCGCAGCUGCACGGCGGGUGCGGCGCGUGGGGCGUCAUCUUCACGGCGCUGUUCGCACAGAAGGAGUACGUGGAGCAGAUCUACGGCGUGCCGGGGCGGCCGUACGGGCUGUUCAUGGGCGGCGGGGGGCGGCUGCUGGGUGCGCACAUCGUGAUGAUCCUGGUCAUCGCCGCGUGGGUGAGCUUCACCAUGGGCCCGCUGUUCCUGGUGCUGAACAAGAUCGGGCUGCUGCGCAUCUCGGCGGAGGACGAGAUGGCCGGCAUGGACCAGACGCGGCACGGCGGGUUCGCCUACGCCUACAACGACGACGACGCCAGCGGCAAGCCGGAACGCGGCGUCGGCGCGUCGUUCAUGCUCAGGUCAGCGCAGACCUCGCAGGUCGCGGCGGCCGCCGAGGGCGAGGGCGGCCAGGUCUAGGUGUUUUAUCAAGUUAUAUGCAGUAGUAGUAUAUACAGUAUGUAAUUUUCUGCAAACUCAAAAAUAUAUCAUAUGCACGCACAAAUGGCACGCGUUCAAGUGCAACGCCUCCUUGUAUUUCUCCUCCUUUUCUGUCGGAAUGGGUCUCGAACUCCUCAUCUAGUACGUGUUAAGUACUAGUACGUGCUUGAUUGUAUAAUAAGGUCCACGGGAGAAAGUGGAGUACCAUUUUCUGUGUAAGCUGUGUGGUGUGGAAGCAAAGGACUGGGACAGAGAUUUUGGAAGCUCGAAGGGUUGACAAAUCCCAACGUGUGAUUGUGAUUCCCCUCAUAAUGUGAGCCUGAUGAUUCAGAUUUGCUCAUGUAUUGGAGUUCGGUGUUUUUUCGGGUGGAAUGCUCAAACGAGAAAUUUCAUAUCUUGUCAGUGAUUUUGUGUCUGUGUGAGUGUAUUCCUUAUCACUCU